Messenger RNA from Nymphaea colorata (pocket water lily), 2154 nucleotides. RefSeq names its product flavonoid 3'-monooxygenase-like. The record is from RefSeq and is a predicted model, not a curated record. Gene Ontology annotation, molecular function: iron ion binding; heme binding; oxidoreductase activity, acting on paired donors, with incorporation or reduction of molecular oxygen. Bases 242 to 1798 code for a protein of 518 amino acids. The transcript has 3 exons. NCBI's taxonomy places the organism in Eukaryota, Viridiplantae, Streptophyta, Magnoliopsida, Nymphaeales, Nymphaeaceae.
UUGCCCUUAUGAUUUUUUUUUUUAAAUUUAUUUUGAAGGAAACAUUUUGGUCAUUUUCACCAUUGUGCACGAAAAAUCGUGCAAGAGGUGACGUGUAAAACCACACGCUUCGCGCUAGAGAGUACAAUCACGUCGCGAUAUUUUACAAGCAAAGCCCAAAACCUCUGGGUGGUCCAUAUACACCGCUUUUUUUUUUUUUUUUGUAUAAACGAGGAAGCAAGAAGAGCGAAUAAUUGAGACAAUGGCGGCACUCGACGAGGGGCUGUGGUCGUGGUGGUGGCGAACCAGCAACGACCGAGAUGCGAUUGCGAGAAACGUCCUCACUCUGCUCAUCCCUUUCCUCCUCCUCCUCCUCCCAUGGCUGCUCCACUCAAGAAGCUCCGCUCGCCUCCCUCCAGGGCCUCCCGGCUGGCCCCUCGUCGGCAACCUCCUCUCCCUGAAGCCCAACCUCCACGAACAUUUCACAGACCUAGCCGGCCGCUAUGGCCCCAUCCUCAGGGUCUACCUCGGCACCAAGCUCGCCGUGGUCGUCAGCUCGCCCUCCCUGGCGGAGCAAGUGCUCAAGUUGCACGACAAGGUCUUCGCCAAUAGAAACCCGCCUGCCAUCGCCCAGCGCUUAUCCUACGGCUGUGUGGACAUUGUCUGGACUUCUGAUGGGCCAACCUGGCGGAUGCUGCGCCGGAUCUGCGUCCGGGAGUUGCUCGGCACCACGGCCAUGGACACGCUUUACUACCUGCGCCGGCGGGACGUCCGGCAGGUCGUGGCCGACUUCUCCAAGAAGUCCGGUCAACCGGUGAAUAUAGGCGAGCACGUGUUCGUGGCCAUGAUCGGCACCGUAACGGGUAUGUUGUGGGGAGAUACGGCUGAGGAAGGGGAGGAUCUGAGGAAGGACGGCGCUCGGUUCAGGAGGUUGAUCGGUGAUCUCAUGGAGCUUUUGGGGAGGCUUAACAUAGGGGACGCACUUCCGGCGUUGGAGCGACUUGAUCUUCAAAGUGUGAACAGAGAUGCAGACACGGUGUUUGCUUACUUUGAUGGGAUUAUCAACUCCAUGAUAGAGACGAGAUCGAAGAUGGUGGAUAAAGGGAAGGAUUUCUUGGGUUGUCUUCUCAGAGUGAAGGAGGAAGGGGAUGAGAAGACGGCGCUCACCAUGGACCAAGUGAAGGCAUUACUGCUGGACAUGGUGAUCGGCGGAACAGAGACAACAUCCAGCAUGGUGGAAUGGGCAAUGGCGGAAAUGCUGCAGAAAGCAGAGACACUGAAGAAAGCACAGAAAGAACUGGAGGAGGUAGUGGGACUUGACAGCAUAGUAGAGGAGUCGGACGUGCCGAAGCUACAAUAUCUCAAAGCCGUCGUGAAAGAGACGCUGCGCCUGCACCCGGUCCUGCCGCUGCUAGUGCCCCACUGUCCUAGCUCCUCCUGCAGCGUAGGCGACUACGUCAUCCCAAAGGGCACAACGGUUUUCAUCAAUGUCUGGGCAAUUCAUAGAGAUCCUGCGUUUUGGGAUAACCCGUUGGACUUCGAUCCCGAGAGGUUUCUGCGGGAACCUCACUGGGACUUCACCGGCAAAGAUUUUCGUUAUUUUCCGUUUGGGUCGGGGAGGAGGAUAUGUGUCGGCAUGGCCAUGGCUGAGAGAAUAGUCGGCUACUGUUUAGCGUCUCUGGUACAUUCCUUCAACUGGCGCGUGCCUGAGGAAGAGAAGCUCGACCUCGCCCAGAAGCUUGGAACUGUGAUGAAGAAGGCUGUUCCGCUUCUUGCUGUUCCUGAACCAAGGUUGCCGAAGCCAGAACACUACAUAUGAAGUCAUGAAGACGAAGCAUCACGAAGCAUCAGAUGAAAAUAUAGGCUGAAUGUCUUGGGUUUGAGAGAACCCAUCAUAAAGCAGAUGAUCAUUUGAUGCGAGUGAGCUGAUGGCCGACUAGUAGCUGUAGUGGUGUCUGGACUGUGUAGUUCACUUGUAGUUGGCACUUGAAGAUUUGGAUCAACAGUAUUAUGAGGCUCGAAUGGAAAAAGUUGUGACACUGGAUCAUUUUCUGACUGAGUCUAGAUGGCCUCAUGCUCAACAACACUCGAUGAAGUUUGCCCACUCUAUAUUAUUGAGUGGUUGAAUAAUGAUGGUCCCUAGAUUUGAGUCUUUUAUUGCAUCUGGUCCUGUAA